Syngnathus acus (greater pipefish) is the source of this 6210-nucleotide messenger RNA. It is a transcript of the gene col5a2a, whose product is annotated as collagen, type V, alpha 2a. The transcript is spliced from 54 exons. Lineage: Eukaryota; Metazoa; Chordata; Actinopteri; Syngnathiformes; Syngnathidae. The record is from RefSeq and is a predicted model, not a curated record. Gene Ontology annotation, molecular function: extracellular matrix structural constituent; protein binding. The coding region runs from base 174 to 4685 and encodes 1503 amino acids. Gene Ontology annotation, cellular component: collagen type V trimer.
CUACAGGAAAAAAAAAAAGAAGGGAAGGGACGGGAAGGGAGCACUCAGGCAGUCUGGGUUGGGUCUGCUCGCCGCUUACAAGGAGAGAGGCUGCUUGCUAUUCAUGCAGUCAUAAGCUCAUCUCUUUCUUCUCCCCUCUUUUCUUUUCUCCCCUUUUCCCCCUUUUUUCGCUCAUGAUGGACUUUGUGCAUUUGAGGACUUUCCUUUUUUUGCUGCUCUCCAGCGCUCAGGUUUUGAUUGUUACAAGCCAGGAUGAUGGAGGCGAUGGCAGCUGCAAAGCAGAUGGCCAAGUGUUCCCCAACAGGGACAUCUGGAAGCCGGAGCCCUGCCGACUCUGCGUCUGCGACAACGGCCAGGUCCUCUGCGACAACAUCCAGUGCGAGGAGCUGAGCAACUGUGAGAAGGUGGUCGUCCCCGAGGGAGAGUGCUGUCCCAUUUGCCAGAGUGAAACCCCCAGCCGUGGCGGCGGCGGCGGCGGCGGCGGUGGUGGUGGUGGCGGCGGCUCAUAUGGUGGGGGCGGAGGUUACCAGGGGCAGAAAGGAGAGCCUGGUGAGGUCCCAAUCGUGACUGGAAUCCGAGGUCGUCCUGGACCUAUGGGACCACCUGGUGGUCCAGGAGCAAGAGGACCCAGAGGAAACAAAGGAAGGCCUGGACUGCGAGGCUCUCCCGGUUACGACGGAGAGCCGGGAGUUCCGGGUCAGCCCGGUGAAUCUGGACCUCCUGGACACCCGACUCAUCCCGGAGGUCUCGGCUCGCAGAUGGCCGGAGUGUUGGAAGGAAAGAAUGCACCGCAAAGCAUGUUGACCGGCUCAAGGGGUGAAGCUGGAGCAAGAGGACCUCCCGGGCCAAGUGGUUCCCCUGGUCAGGCUGGACCACAAGGACCUCCAGGAGAUGUUGGAGAUCCAGGGCACAUGGGUCCGUCUGGGCAAAGAGGACCCGAGGGCCCCCCAGGGAAACCAGGAGAAGACGGUGAAUCAGGCAAGCCAGGAAAUAGCGGAGAAGUUGGCUUCCCAGGUUCCCAAGGAGCAAGAGGAUUUCCAGGUACUCCAGGGCCUCCUGGGCUAAAAGGUCACAGAGGACAUGCAGGACUUCUUGGGCAAAAAGGAGAAUAUGGAGCUGUUGGAUCCAAGGGUGCCCUAGGCCCACCUGGUCCAAUGGGAGCACCCGGACCAAUGGGUCCUGCUGGGAUGCCUGGAGAAAGGGGCCGCUCUGGCCCUGGUGGCGCAGCGGGUAAACGUGGUCUACCUGGUAACGUUGGAAAACCAGGUCCAAUUGGUCCCCUGGGUCUCAGUGGCCCUUCUGGAUACCCAGGAACACCCGGCAUGAAGGGACAACCUGGCCCCACUGGUGUACGGGGUCCAGAGGGCCCUCAAGGGCAAAGAGGAGAGACUGGUCAUCUGGGGAGACCUGGAGCAGUUGGCCUCAGGGGACCCUUGGGUACAGAUGGCGGCACAGGAGUCAAAGGCCCAGUGGGAAACCUUGGUCCACAAGGCCCAGGCGGGCAUCUUGGACCCUCUGGACCUCCCGGACCUCAGGGAAGCACAGGCCAGCCUGGCAUCAAAGGACAACUGGGAGAUGUUGGAGUACCAGGAUUUAAGGGAGAGGCUGGACCCAAAGGAGAAUUUGGUCCCCCAGGAUCCCAGGGAGUGAUUGGCCCCCAGGGUGAGGAAGGAAAGCGGGGACCGAGGGGAGACCCAGGAACUGUUGGUCCCCCUGGUGCUGUUGGUGAGAGAGGUUCCCCAGGUAAUCGAGGGUUCCCCGGUGCUGAUGGUUUGCCUGGACCCAAGGGUUCUCAGGGAGACCGUGGAAUAUCAGGCCCAUCAGGACCAAAGGGUUCCUUAGGAGACCCUGGUCGUACAGGAGAACCUGGUCUACCAGGUGCAAGGGGUCUUACUGGUACUCCUGGAGUGCAGGGGGCCGAGGGAAAGCCAGGGCCAGUGGGUGGGCCCGGUGAAGAUGGUCGCCCAGGCCCUGCGGGCUCCAUUGGCAACAGAGGACCUGCAGGAACGAUGGGAAUACCAGGCCCCAAGGGAUUUAAUGGGGAUCCGGGAAAGACAGGUGAACAAGGAUCUGCUGGAGUAGCUGGUCAGAGGGGUCCUCCUGGAAAAGAUGGAGAGGUUGGACCUGCCGGUCCACCAGGCCCAUCAGGUGUUGCGGGUGACAGAGGAGAACAGGGACCCCCAGGUGUAAAUGGAUUCCAGGGUUUACCAGGAAAUCAAGGUCCCCCUGGAGAAUCCGGGAAACCAGGUGACCUAGGUAUUCCUGGAGAGCUUGGUGCAGUUGGUCAAAUUGGCCCUCGGGGUGAGCGUGGAACUCCAGGGGAGAGAGGCGAGCUGGGUCCAGUUGGUCUGCAGGGACCCAAGGGAAUCCCAGGAGCUCCUGGUCCCGAUGGGCCAAAGGGUAGUCCUGGUCCUGCUGGUGCCCUUGGUGAUGUGGGUCCUCCAGGUCUUCAGGGGAUGCCAGGGGAAAGAGGCAUUUCUGGCCCAUCUGGACCGAAAGGUGACAGAGGAGCCAUUGGUGAGAAAGGCUCAGAGGGUACACCUGGAAAUGACGGAGCAAGGGGUGCACCUGGACCAGUUGGCCCAUUAGGACCUGCAGGGCCCAGUGGUGAAAAGGGAGAACCUGGACCUAAAGGACCUGCUGGACCUCUAGGUUCUAGAGGAGUGCCUGGAGCCAGAGGUGACCCUGGCCCAAUUGGUUCAGUUGGUUUUGCUGGACCGCCUGGUAUCGAUGGCCAACCUGGAGUCAAAGGAGAGACAGGGGAACCCGGCCAGAAAGGAGAUGCUGGAUCCCCUGGACCCCAAGGCUUAGCUGGUGCUCAUGGUCCUCCUGGGCCGAUUGGUGUAGCUGGACUGAAAGGCGGAAGAGGAACACAGGGUGCACCGGGGCCCACCGGUUUCCCUGGAUCUGCAGGAAGAGUUGGCCCACCAGGUCCAACUGGUCCAAUUGGUGAACCUGGACCACUGGGAGCACCUGGAAAAGAGGGUCCUGCCGGUCUUCGUGGUGACCAUGGAGCAAAUGGAAGACAAGGAGAGCGAGGACCACCAGGACCUCCGGGAAGCUCUGGAGACAAGGGAGAUUCUGGAGAAGACGGCCCUACGGGUCCUGAUGGUCCUCCAGGGCCAGCGGGAACUACAGGACAGAGAGGCAUUGUGGGUCUUCCAGGUGUACGAGGAGAACGGGGAAUGCCAGGUCUCCCAGGGCCAGCAGGACUGCCAGGAAAACAGGGAUCCCCUGGAUCAACUGGAGACAAAGGUCCUCCGGGACCAGUUGGCGUUCCAGGUGCCAAUGGACCACGUGGUGAUCCUGGUCCUGAUGGCCCCGCUGGUUCAGACGGUCCACCAGGCAAAGAAGGCGUUCUUGGACAACGGGGAGACAGAGGGGAUCAUGGUCCAGAGGGUUUGGCUGGUCCUCAGGGACUUCCGGGCCCCUCAGGUCCCGUUGGUGUAGCUGGGGAAGCUGGAAAACGAGGCCACGCUGGCUCCAGAGGACCUGUUGGUCCUCCCGGAUCGGCAGGAAAGAGAGGAUUACUGGGACCCCAAGGACCACGCGGAGAUAAGGGGGAUCUGGGUGAUCAUGGAGAGAGAGGCCAGAAGGGUCAUCGUGGAUUUACUGGUUUGCAGGGUCUUCCUGGGCCUCCUGGUACAACAGGUGAACAGGGAGCUUCUGGAAUCAUUGGACCAAAUGGUGCACGGGGGCCACCUGGUCCUAUCGGGCCUCCUGGAAAAGAAGGAUACAUUGGACAGCCUGGGCCCAUGGGACCUCCAGGAACACGAGGAAUCUCCGGAGAAAUCGGACCUGAGGGCCCUCCAGGAGAACCUGGACCCCCAGGCCUUCCUGGGCCACCAGGACCUCCCGUGGCAGCUAUGGAUGAUCUGUUUGGAGGCUUUCACGAUUACGACGAUGCCCCCCCUCCACCACCAGAGUUCAGCGAGGAUGAGGCUCUACCCAACAGCAACAACUCCAGCGUCUUACCGGUGGACCCUGGCGUGCAGGCCACCCUCAAAGCUCUCAGCAGCCAAAUUGACAGCAUGAAGAGUCCAGACGGCAGCCGCAAGCACCCUGCCAGGACCUGCGAUGACCUCAAGAGAUGCUACCCCUCCAAAAAGAGCGGAGAAUUCUGGGUGGACCCUAACCAAGGCAGCGCCGAGGACGCCAUUAAAGUGUACUGCAACCUGGACACCGGGGAGACGUGCAUCUCCGCCAACCCGGCCAGCCUACCUCGUAAAAACUGGUGGAGCUCUUCCAAGAACAAACCUGUGUGGUUUGGAGCCGACAUCAACAGAGGAACACAUUUCACUUAUGGCAACAAAGAGCAGUCUGCAAAUGCCCUGAGAGUGCAGAUGACUUUCAUUCGCCUGCUGUCCAAAGAAGCGUCUCAGUCUAUCACCUACCACUGCAAGAACUCUGUGGGCUACAAGGACCAGAAGGCGGGCAACCUGAAGAAGGCCGUGGUCCUCAAAGCCUCCAACGACCUGGAGCUGAAAGCUGAGGGCAACAACCGCUUCAGAUACACCGUGGUGGAAGACUCCUGCACUCAACCAAACGGCAACUGGGGCAAGACAGUGUUUGAGUACAGGACACAGAAAACUGCCCGACUUCCCAUUGUGGAUCUGGCCCCUGUGGACAUUGGCGGCCCCAAUCAAGAGUUUGGCAUCGAUAUCGGGCCAGUGUGCUUCUUAUAAAACCAAAACGUCAGCGUGUGAUGGUGAGACUAUUGAACUGACAGCUGACCCCGAUCAGCCACAUUGUACAUACGAGUACUGAGGACUAUUCUGGCCCUGUGGCGAGAUAUUUAUUGUGCCUUUCGACUCCGAACACAUCCAAAGAUUUGCGCAGAAAGUUUGAAAUUCCAACCAAUUAACGAUUGGUGCCAUUCAAAGCAUUCCCUUUCGUUUUACUAUGUAUGUCUUGACUUUCUGCCUCAUUGAGUUCCAAAGUUUCCUGAUUUUCUUUUUUUUUCACCACUAAAACGUAAAUGUCCAAAUAAAGAUUUAUAAAUUUGAAAUGCUUACCUUGUUUACCAUGCGGUGGAGCAACUUAGGGGGACAUUUGGCAAUUUCAUCGCGGUGUCUCGAGGGCCAACAAAGUUAGCCUGUUAUGAGGGGGCGGUCCCGUCUCGUGACAUGCUGCCAAAGCAAUGCGGAGUAAAGCUUUCGUUACCCAGAGGCGGCUCUCGGGCUCGACCGUGGGAAGCGGUUUCGACUAACGGAUACGCAGCCCACAGUUUGGGGGAAAAUAAAUGACCAGCCAUAGAAAGACGGAGACCACUUCAUGCUCGUGUCGAUUCGGUGCUGCAGAUUCAUCCACCCCCAAAUGUAAAUUCCCAAGUGUGUCCAUACCUCCACCACGCAUCAGAGGCUAAUGCUGAUGCUAAUUGUGCGUCCAACAAAACUCCCUGCAGCUUUGCUUCCCUUUUGACUUUGAUGAUAGCGCUUCACCCAGUGGCUGUAGCUGGGAAGGGAUGGAUGACCAUCCAAUGAGCUCCAAUGUUCCUUCAUCAAAUGAGACAGAAAAAGGGUCCUCACAAAAGAUGGAGCCACUCGUUUGAUUUCACACUUGCUGGCCGGCCAGGGACACCAGGGACCCAACAUAAAAGCAAUUCAAAAGUCAAUUUUCCAAAAUACGGCCCCUUUACCCAUCUUUGCUUGACAAUUUUAUGGCCUGGUGUUUUAAAUCUUCAAAGAUUGUUCAUCUCUUUGAUAGCUCAGCGCAGAACAGCAAAGAUUCUAACACACCACCUAUCUGGGAACAAGUCGGCCAUUUUUUUUCUUUCUUUUCAUUUUAAUCCAAGGAGGACUAUGCAGAUGUCAACACCCCCCCCCCAAAAAUAUCCCGAUUGCCGUUUCCUUUGUUAGCUACCUCGUCACCGAGACUGACAUCCACCCGUGCAAGACUUUUGUCUUUUUGUGUCUGUUUUGUGAAGUAGCAUGAUGCUAACUCCUCCAAGCUAUCACGGUGCGGAACCUUCCGUCGUGCUUUGUAAUGUUUUUCUUUUUUACUCCUAAUAAUACUGAAACAAUCAACGGUAGCACAGCUUAUUCUGCUUUUUUAUGCAUGUUGGUUGUCCCUUUUCAGUAAACUGGGUUUUUAUAUAAUCUUCAAAUCAUUUAACAUUUUUUUCUUUGAAUAGACCAAGGUGGCUAUGAGUGCCUAUUUGCUUUGUAUCUCCUGCUAUGCAACAAAUUAAACAAAAUGCUUGUUAAUCCC